This is a messenger RNA of Mytilus californianus (California mussel), 2150 nucleotides long. Its product is annotated as RNA polymerase-associated protein LEO1-like. The record is from RefSeq and is a predicted model, not a curated record. The transcript has 2 exons. NCBI's taxonomy places the organism in Eukaryota, Metazoa, Mollusca, Bivalvia, Mytilida, Mytilidae. Bases 598 to 1947 code for a protein of 449 amino acids.
UUUCCAUAUCAUGCCUCCAUGGUGUUUUAGCUACGUUAUACUGAAGAUCAAUAGCCCGUUUUAGACUGAACUUCUAUUUACAGGUGCAAAUUAGUUUCAUUGUGCGAUCACACCUUUAUUGAAUGACACGAAAGUCAGAUUCAGAAUCAAAAACAGAUUCUUAAAUUUGUGAGCUAUCCAUAAUUGUGAUAAAACUAUUGGGUAUCGGAACGUUUAGACGUAUAAUGGAUAAAUCUAUUUCGUUACGUCUUAAAUAUUUCAUGAGUAAAAAGUUUCAUCUUACAAGAAGAAUUGCAUCUCUAUCUUCAAAUUGGAAUUGAAUUAAUGUUUAUGAUACGAUAGUUUAUCCUUUUAAAUGUUCAUAUAGAACAUGAUCGAUCAAUGUGUACAUUGUACCAUGACAACCGGGGUUUGACAAAGACGAUUUAAAGAGUUAUUUAUACAAUACCUAGCGUGGCCUUUAACAUGGAAUUAAAGUAUGGAAUCACACGUUGUUGUGUUAAGUGUAGUUUGUUCUAAACUUCUGAUAUAUUAAAAUAACAAUUUUUCAUGACUGUUGUUUUCAAAAUUUUGCACGAGGUUUCAACCAUGUAGAUCAUGGCCUCAUCGAAUGCUACCAUUGUUAGUAACGACAGCGAGCCAGAACCACCCAGAAAUUCUUCAGAUAUAGUAUUGUCUCGAAUCAAUUUAAGUUUUCACGAAUCAAAAGCAGAUCAGAUACUAAGACUUGUUAAGGACCAAGAGGAAUUAAAUAAAAAGUUUUCCGAACGCGCCUUACAUCGCCAAGAAGAUAACUGUGCGGACGGUGACAAUAGCUUAAGUGAUAGCUCGUUUAAAGAAACCGAAAAGAGGCUAUCACAACGUCUUUCUGUGCACAAACAAAAAGGUGGUAGAUCUAAAACUUCUAUGGGAUUUCAUAAUGACAAAAAUAUAAUUAAUAAUUCAUCAUCAGACGAAGAAGAAUCAAAAAUGGCUGACGAAGAACGAAUGAUUAAUACCAGGAUUAAUCGUCCAAAAUCUAGCUACGUCCGACGCCGCCAUCUACCGGCGGAUGAUGAAGAUGAUAGUCACGUUGACUCUACUGCACAAAGACGCUGUCGGUCUACAAGACCAACUUCUAGACUAGGAAAACGAGAUGUUGAAGGUACAUAUCGUGAGUGUCCUAGUCGACAUGAAGGCGAAAAUAGAAAAAUGGUGCUAACAGAGACAUCAUUCAAUGUCCAGGCUCCACCAGCCACGCCUACUAAUGAAAUUGUUGACCCUGUAGGAUACGAUAGGUAUGCUCACAUUAAGACACCAGUACCAAGUGUUGAAACGGGUAUAAGACGUGAACGAACUGGUAUAAGACGUGAACGAACUGAUAUACGUAGCGUAAAUAAAAACUCUGAAAAUGCCAAUACAACAAACACAAGCUUCAGUAAAGCACAAUAUGAAAAGCAUACAAGGAAUCGUCAAAGAGAAGAUACAAUGUCUGAAAUUUCUACCAGACAACGACAUCGCAGGCAGCAAUAUGGUAAUGUUCGAGCUAGUCGACCUACUUCUGAAAAUGUGUAUCUUGUUCGUCAAAGAACGGAAGCAAGGUUACUAAAAAACGGAAAUUCUACUUCAAAUAUGAACAAUAGACCGAAGUCAGAUAGAGUCAUUAUGACUUCAAAUGGACCUAAGCCUAUACUGUCAAUUGACCAUAAUCCAGUCAAUAGUACGACAUUAGGUUACCAGAAAAAUAGUGUUCAGUCGUCACAAAAUACAACAUUGGACUAUAAAUCAUCCACACGACCUAUGUCUCGACGUGGAAGAUCGUCUCAGGAAGUAGCAAAUCGGCCUCCAGGGGUAAUUGCAAAUAGACCUCCAUUAAGUCUUAUGAAACUACCGCCUCUUGAUUCCUCUGUUAGUAAACGUACUGAGAGGACACUUGCUUUAACGAAUGCACGUGAAACGUGUGUGUAAUGUAACUACAUAGUUGUUAUGUUUACUUUUGUGCAUUUUACGUUGCCAUUUAUGCUACAAUUUUGUGCCUAAUGUAACAAGGAAUUUUAUAAAUUCCUUAUUAUGACGUAAGUAAUUGAGAAAAAUGCACAUGCAAUAAAUAAAUUGUAUGUGCAAAUUGAAAUGUUAAUAAAAAUCAUAAAAUAAAGUAUUUUAUAAGUGUA